AUCUCAUCUCUCGGUUCACUACUCGUGCAAGUGUAGCUACCAUGGCUGGUAGAACAGCGCGUGUGGAGCUCUGCGCUCUUGCCUUCUGUGCUCUCCUCAGCCUCCAGCUCGCCUUGGCCUCUAGAUCCCUGUAUGGAACUGGAGCCGGAGGUGGAGGUGGAGGCGGCGGCGGUGGGGGCGGUGGAGGUGGUGGUGACUCUGGAUAUGGUUCAGGUUACGGCUCCGGAUAUGGUGAGGGCGGCGGUAGGGGGAGUGCGGGAGGGUAUGGUAGAGGAGGAGGAGGUGGAGGCGGCGGUGGCGGGGGAGAAGGAGGAGGUGAAGGCGCUGGCUCCGGUUCCGGGCAUGGCUAUGGCUCUGGCUCUGGAUAUGGUGAAGGUGCCGGUGGUGGGAGUGCUGGUGGAUACGGUAGAGGAGGCGGCGGAGGUGGCGGCGGGGGAGAAGGGGUUGGUGAAGGCUCGGGAUAUGGGUCUGGCCAUGGCUAUGGAUCCGGCUACGGCGCUGGUGCUGGUGGCGCUCAGGGUGGAGGUUACGGGAGUGGUGGAGGGGGUGGAGGUGGCGGUGGAGAGGGCUCGGGCUCGGGCUCCGGCUCCGGCGCUGGUUCCGGCUCAGGCUACGGUAGCGGAGGAGGAAACGGUCACUACUACCAUGCAAGGAAGGCCUAUAAAUUCAGCUCUCAGUUCACUAGUGUUGCAACCAUGGCUGGUAGAACAACUUGUGUUAAGCUCUGGGCUCUUGCUUUCAUUGCCCUCCUCAGCCUCCAGCUCGCCUUCGCUAGUAGAUCGCUGGCUGGAACUAGCGCCGGAGGUGGCGGAGGAGGAGGAGGUGGAGGUGGUGGAGCUAGUGGCGGUGGCUCCGGAUAUGGCUCCGGCCACGGCUCUGGAUAUGGCGAGGGUGCCGGUGGGGGGAGUGCGGGAGGGUAUGGUAGUGGGGGCGGUGGUGGCGGUGGCGGUGGAGAAGGGGUUGGUGAAGGAUCUGGCUAUGGCUUAGGGCAUGGCUAUGGGUCCGGUUAUGGCGCAGGUGCCGGUGGCGGGAGUGCCGGAGGGUAUGGUGCAGGAGGCGGCGGCGGAGGCGGAGGAGGAGGGGGAGAAGGGGGAGGUGCAGGCGCUGGCUACGGUUCCGGGCACGGGUACGGCUCCGGAUAUGGCGCAGGUGCUGGUGGAGGGAGUGCCGGAGGAUACGGCAGAGGCGGAGGCGGAGGCGGAGGAGGUGGUGGUGGUGGCGGAGAAGGGGGCGGUGAAGGCUCGGGAUACGGGUCUGGGCAUGGCUACGGCUCUGGCUAUGGUAGCGGAGGAGUAGAUGGACCAACCAUGGCUAGUAGAACUCGUGUUAGGCUUUGUGUUCUAGGCUUCAUUGCUCUCCUUAGCCUCCAGCUCGCCUUCGCCGCUAGAUCUCUGGCUGGAGUUAGCGCCGGAGGUGGCGGAGGAGGAGGAGGUGGAGGUGGAGGUGGUGGAGCUGGUGGUAGUGGCGGUGGCUCUGGAUAUGGUGAGGGUGCCGGUGGGGGGAGUGCGGGAGGGUCUGGUAGAGGGGGCGGUGGUGGCGGUGGCGGUGGAGAAGGGGGUGGUGAAGGAUCUGGUUAUGGCGCCGGACAUGGCUAUGGGUCCGGUUAUGGGGCGGGUGCCGGUGGUGGCAGUGCUGGAGGAGGAGGCGGUGGCGGCGGGGGAGAAGGCGGAGGUUCAGGCGCCGGCUCUGGGUAUGGACAUGGCUACGGCUCCGGGUAUGGUGAAGGUGCUGGUGGCGGGAGUGCCGGAGGAUAUGGCAGAGGUGGCGGAGGCGGCGGUGGUGGCGGCGGAGGGGAAGGUGGUGGUGAAGGCUCUGGAUACGGUUCUGGUCAUGGCUAUGGAUCCGGCUAUGGUUCUGGCGCUGGCGGCGCUCAAGGUAGAGGCUAUGGAAGUGGUGGAGGGGGUGGAGGUGGUGGUGGAAUGGGCUCCGGCUCCGGCUCUGGCUACGGUUCUGGUUAUGGUUCUGGGUACGGCGGCGGCGGCGGCGGAAAUGGCCACUACUAGAUUUAGUUCUAUAUACCAUUAAAUUACGUGCAAUAAGAGCUCUGUUGCUGUAUCAGUAAAACUUAUUAUGACAUGUGCUCAAUACAAAAUACGUGGGAGCUUACUUGCUAAUGCAAAUAAUAACUUCAUGUUGGUAUA
Musa acuminata AAA Group (dessert banana) is the source of this 2141-nucleotide messenger RNA. RefSeq names its product glycine-rich cell wall structural protein 1. The record is from RefSeq and is a predicted model, not a curated record. The coding region runs from base 42 to 2003 and encodes 653 amino acids. The transcript is spliced from 3 exons. Lineage: Eukaryota; Viridiplantae; Streptophyta; Magnoliopsida; Zingiberales; Musaceae.